AAAGACAGAUCGAGAGAGAGACAGAAGAGGAGAUCGGGAGAAGAGGAGAGAUCGAGAGAAGAGGAGAUCGAGAGACGAAAGAACAGGAGAGAUCGAGAGAAGAGGAGAUCGAGAGACGAAAGAUCAGGAGACGAGAUCAAGAGUGAAGGAUCGAUUGGGGUGAGAUCGAAGCCUGCGACUAGAGAGAAGUCGGCAACCAGAGUGCAAGAUGGCAGCAACAUCCGCAACUACAUUUUUAGUCAGAUCAACCAUGUCCUUAGGCUCCAAAGUGAGCCCAAUUUCACAACCAAAGGCUUUUGGUGUGAGAUUCAACUCCAAGAAUUGUGUCAAGAGCUUCAAUGGUCUCAAGGCAGCAACUUUCGGAAGCUGUGAAUCAGACUCAUCCUUCUUGGGCAAGGAAAGCAGUGCAGCUCUUAGAGACUCCUGCACACCAAAAGCUCAGAAACAAUACCAGAGAUCUUGGAAGAACCCUCAACCCCAGGCAUCUUACAAAGUGGCAGUUCUUGGAGCAGCUGGAGGGAUCGGUCAGCCGCUAGCACUUUUGAUCAAAAUGUCCCCAUUAGUUUCAAAUCUUCACCUUUACGAUAUAGCAAAUGUCAAGGGAGUUGCUGCUGAUCUCAGUCACUGCAACACCCCGUCUCAAGUUUUGGACUUCACAGGAGCUUCUGAGUUGGGCAAUUGUCUCAAAGGUGUUAAUGUGGUCGUCAUCCCCGCUGGAGUUCCUAGGAAACCGGGUAUGACCCGUGAUGACCUCUUCAACAUCAACGCCAACAUAGUGAAGACCUUGGUUGAGGCUGUUGCUGAUAACUGCCCCGAUGCCUUCAUCCACAUCAUCAGCAAUCCAGUUAACUCUACGGUUCCCAUUGCAGCAAAAGUUUUGAAGCAGAAAGGUGUUUAUGAUCCGAAGAAGCUCUUUGGUGUCACUACUCUAGAUGUUGUGAGGGCAAACACGUUUGUCGCUCAGAAGAAGAAUUUGAAGCUUAUUGAUGUCGAUGUCCCAGUUGUGGGUGGACAUGCUGGAAUUACUAUUCUACCCCUUCUAUCAAAGACAAAGCCCUCUGUUAGUUUCAUAGAUGAUAAAAUACACGAGCUAACUGUGAGGAUCCAAAAUGCUAGGACAGAAGUUAUGGAAGCAGAGGCCGGUGCGGGGUUUGCUACCCUGUCGAUGGCAUGUGCGGCUGCAAGAUUUGUGGAGUCCUCUCUCCGUGCUCUUGAUAGAGAUAGCGAUGUCUAUGAGUGCUGUUUCAUCAAGUCUGAUCUGACUGAGCUUCCAUUCUUUGCAUCAAGGGUCAAGCUAGGAAAGAAAGGGGUUGAGGCAGUGAUUUCUUCGGACUUCCAAGGAUUGACUGAGUAUGAGCAAAAGGCUCUGGAAGCCCUCAAGCCGGAACUAAAGUCCAGCAUUGAGAAGGGUAUCGGGUUUGCACAGAAGCAAACGGUGGCUGCAUAAUAAUUGAAUAGCUGAAACCACCCCAAAGAAAGAAGAAUAAUGCUGUAGUAGAGAUCAAAUGUUGUUGAAUCCAUUGUUAACUCCAUCGUUAACGUGGGUAUAUUGCAGUUUUGUAGACAACUUGGGAAGUUUUUUUGCAUUUACUGUUUUGUUGUGUUGGAGUACUUUUGUUAAAGAGAAAUGAGGAGUGGGUACACUAGAAGUGUUGUAUAACUUCAAUAAAACUUUGGUUCUCAUCGGCCACGUGCUGUACUUGGAUUGUUUACCAAAAACUUCGUUGAUGCAUUAUAACACCGAUAAUCUUGAUAUCUGUGGAAGAAAUCUUUUAUUCC
This is a messenger RNA of Camellia sinensis, 1779 nucleotides long. Its product is annotated as malate dehydrogenase, chloroplastic. Gene Ontology annotation, cellular component: mitochondrion; cytoplasm. Gene Ontology annotation, molecular function: L-malate dehydrogenase (NAD+) activity. Gene Ontology annotation, biological process: malate metabolic process; tricarboxylic acid cycle. The record is from RefSeq and is a predicted model, not a curated record. NCBI's taxonomy places the organism in Eukaryota, Viridiplantae, Streptophyta, Magnoliopsida, Ericales, Theaceae.